AUGGCUCCCAAAGCCUGCUCCGUCACGGCUCUCCUACUCGCCAUAAACCUUCUCUUCCUCUCUAUGGCCUCGGCCACGUACGAACCGUGCCCAACUCCGCCGGUCAAGCCACCGCCCAUCAAGCCGCCGUGCGGCUCGUGCACUCAUCCGCCUGCAUCCUGCCCGAAGGACACUCUGAAGCUGGGCGUCUGCGCCGACUUGCUCCACCUGCUGAAGGUGAAGAUCGGGAAGCCGCCCAAGUACCCCUGUUGCUCCCUCAUCAAGGGACUCGUGGACCUCGAGGCCGCCGUGUGCCUCUGCACGGCCAUCAAGGCCAGCAUCCUCGGCAUCAGCCUUAACGUCCCCGUUGACCUUACCCUGCUUCUCAACUACUGCGGCAAGAAGGUUCCCCAGGGUUUCAAGUGCGUUUGA
Spirodela intermedia is the source of this 411-nucleotide messenger RNA. The record is from the annotation of a GenBank genome assembly. Lineage: Eukaryota; Viridiplantae; Streptophyta; Magnoliopsida; Alismatales; Araceae.